GUACUUUUAGGAUUUGACAGAGUUUGCACAACAUUUCAGCAACGACGUGAACAUCUGCAGUAAGGACAGUUUUCUGAAGUGACAUCCGUUGAUGUGAUUGAAGCAUGACAGAGGUGAUGAACACACGGGAACCAGCGAUGGAGGAAUUUGCACUCAGCCAGACUCCCGAAGAAGAAGGAGGCUCUUCAAGCCAGGCCUUCCCAGACUCACGUGAGAAGUACCCCAAGCUGUCCAAAAGACUGCCAUCGAUCGUGGUGGAGCCAACUGAGUCGGGGGAGGUGGAAAGCGGGGAGCUGCGCUGGCCUCCUGAUGACCUGAAAUCAGCAGAAGACAAGGGUCUUCAUGGUGACCAAAGAGUCUGUGUCCAGCAGCAGCAUCAGCAGAUGGAUCUGGAAGAUACUUUAGCACAUCCAGGUCAAGAAGUGGAAGACAGUACAGAUACUCUGGAAAGCAGAACUGAAGAGGAUGAGUAGCGACUCCAUGGCCUCAGAAGUGAAACUUCAUUGUGAAUGUUGUUGGAAAGCUCACACACUCUGAAGACAUGUCAAAGUAAUUUGUUUUUAAAUCUGCAAGGGUUUUAUUUAGUUAGUACUUGGUAAGAAGCAUCUGGGCUUUAGAACUGUUCUUUUUAACAUUUUGAUUUUCAGGCUGGGAUUUAUAUUAUUUGUUUAAAUUUUCCUUGGGAUACAAUAGGAUAUGUUAGGAAAUACAAGUUUAUCAAGGAAAAAAUGCUCCUAAUUUCAAUUAGCACAUUUCAUUGGAUUUAGCUUUUCUGAAGCAAGGCUGCUUUCAGGUAUCAAGAGCAGGACAAAGAGGUUACGUUUUUACAAGAGGGAUGUCUUAAAUCUAAAACCUUUCUUGUUUUUAGCCAUUUAAAACUAGCACUGUGAUAUUAUGGACAAUAGAUGUAAUAUAAUGUCACCAUUUGAUUUUUUAACUUUUGUAUAGAGAUGCAAGUGUAAGAAUUGCCUCCAGGCUGCCACCCCAGGGCUGCUCAGAGCAGUUCUCUCCCUUUGGAUAACCUGUGCAAAUUUGGAUGAACCAGCCUUUUCUCAAGCUGCCUUUUCAAUAGGGCUGAUGCCUUUCAGAAAUGCUUUCUUGCUGUACAUUGACAAAGCAGAUAAGCUAGUUGCUGGUGUUGGUGGAGUGCAGCUGUCUGUUGUAGGCUUGGUGGAGUGAAUCAUGCUGUUUGUGUGCUCUUCAGGUCCAGGUCCAGCCAUGGUGUGAUGCACGCUUCUCUCCAUUGAAGCCGAUGAGACGGCUCUCACUUCCACCAGGGCUGGAUUUGUCCCAUCUUGUUAACAGAAAUUGUAACAAUUCUACUUUUAGUAUGUUUUGUGUAUAACAUAGGUGCAGAGUUCCAACCAUUCCUUUGUUGACCUGAGCUGAGCAGUUGUUGUGGUUGGAUGACGGGAGCUCCAUAGCAUGGCCCAAACCUGCCCUGAAUUUUGCCUCAUGCCAGGUCCUCCGCAAGCCACCCGCAGUAGGAGGUGGUGGAGGAGGGAUGAGUUGGUGGUAAACACACCCACUUCCCUCAUGCCUGAGCGACAUGCUGGGGGUGCCUUCACCUGCAGCAUGGCCCCCUUGGCUUCAGUUACAUGGCCACCUCCUGGAGACCAGAGCUAACAGUGGGACCAACUGUCUUUGGACACCUCGGGCUUCCAGUGGAUUUUCCUUUGGGAUUUGGGGCCUAUUUUGACAAGGGUGAACCCAUUCCUGAAUGGGAACCUCCCAGAUACUCCCUCCCACCACCCCAGGAGAAGCACCAAUCUUGGACCAAAACUCUACCCUUUGGACAAUGUUGGUGGAGGCAAGUAAUGCAUUUACUCAAAAGGGUUUGACUAUGUCAGAGAUGAGUGUCCCACAAGUUAUGAUGAUGCUUUCUCCAUCUCUGUAGGGCUGGAUGAGGUCUGUACUUCCAAUUAAUGUUGCAGCCAGAAGAAGCUGCUCACUGUAGGUGGAAUGAAACAACAGGAUUUCUUCCAGCGUUAACUCUUAAGUUGACUUCCAAGUGCUUUCUUUUCUCUAGUAAUGAAUUUCUGUAACAGCAAAUUUUAGUUGUGUGAUGGUGGGUAAAAUUUACUGGCCAGAUGUAUUAAUAAGAUAAGUUUAUAUCUUCUUAGCAACCAAAUUUAAUAUAUUUACUUACAAAGACUUCAGUGCAAUGAAUGUUUAAUACAAAGGAAAGAGACUAUUUUACUUCAAAGCAACAUUAAUUUAUGUACAAAACUAUAGCUCAUUAUUUGGGGUGUUUGGGAUCUAGAACCCAUUUUAUAAGCAGUAUAGUAUAGUAUAAUGUGAUACUUAAACUUUGCUCUCUCGACCUAUGUAAUAAUCGGUUUUGCCUUCUUGAUAUGGACUCUCUUACCUAUGCUGUCACAGAAUUAUUUUGUUGGACAAGUGGGAUUCUGGUCAGAGCACCGAAUUCACCAGGGUAACUGAAGGUUUUGGAGCAAUUCCUAUAUCUGGCUGCCAUCCCUGUCACCACCUUCGCUGGUGACAAUUUUCUGGUAAAGCCAACGAAGCAAAAGCAAACUCAAGCUACAUGUUUGGGUAGCACAUGAGCAGUGAGAGGAGGCUCCUAUCUUGGACUUGUCUACAGCUGGUCCCAGUGGGAAGAAAGCUGUGCUGGCAAGCCAGCCAGGAGGAUGUGAGGUGCUCUUUAAUGCUGCUUUUGCAUUGACCGUCAAGAAGCUUUACAAAACUCUGGGGGAAAAACAACAACGAUGACGACAUAUUUUUAGCCGUGUGAUUUCCUUUCAAUCUGCAUCUGCCCAGCUCCAUGAGGAAUGACGUUAGACUUAUCACUUAAUUUGCUUUUCACUUUUUAAAAGGAAAAACAGUUGUUUCAAACACUUCCCCCAAUUUUAUGUGCUCUCUAUCUGCUUUCAGACGCUCCCUCCCUUCCUGCUGUGGAUAGCCCUUAUCCUAUUUCCACCUGAGGCCAGUGGCACUUCCCUAAAUAAAUUUCCCAAAGAAACAACAAAAUUCUACAUACACCCUGAAAAAACGCCAUGUAGCUGUGCUUUUUUUCUUCCUUGUACGUAAAGCUACAGCCCAUAUAGAAAGGCUAGAUUUCCUCCUUCCAGCCUAAUUACUUCUCCCUUUCCUUUCACACUGUGCCCUUUGAGUAUUUUACCUGAAGCAAAUGGAUGCUUAAAAUGAAAGCUUUCUCCUAAAACUGUGUGGCCUCAGUUCAACGAGCAUGCAAAGCCAAACUCCUCCUCCCAUUUUUAUGUUUCUGAACAUGGGCCAGAGGCCCUAAAAUAGGAGAGCAAGAUAGAGAAAAAAUUGUUUUAUACAAACAAGCCCUAUUUAUUCAACUUGCAGGUCUAUGAAUGUCCACUUAAUUUGUUUGUGUGCAAGUGUUGUCUCUCUAAUAAACUCGGUGGUUGUUUUGUAUUUUUUUCCUGGAUUAAAAGCUUUGUAGAAACUGAAAAGGAAAAAAAAAGACAUUCAGUCAUAUUUUUCUAGUCUAGCUUGUAGAAUAUUUCAUGUAGUGAAGAAAGGAAGUUUUACGGAUUUAGACAUUGUUGGAUAUUGCUCUAUUUCAGUUCUUUCUAAUUUUGUAAAAUGCCACCUGUACAUAAUACUCAACUACUCUAUGUCCUGUAGAUGUAUUACACCAUUUAGCCUAUUAAAUGCCUAUUCUGGACUGAUUGUGUGUUCUGGACUGAUUUUGGAUAUGUUUUCCAACGUACCUACGUGUUUUGGUUUGAAAAUGCAAAGGGUUGUUUGUGGUGUUGUGCAGCUCUUGUCCUAUGACUAAUACAGCUAAUA
Messenger RNA from Cuculus canorus (common cuckoo), 3780 nucleotides. It is a transcript of the gene LBHD2, whose product is annotated as LBH domain containing 2. Lineage: Eukaryota; Metazoa; Chordata; Aves; Cuculiformes; Cuculidae. The record is from RefSeq and is a predicted model, not a curated record. The coding region runs from base 105 to 473 and encodes 122 amino acids. The transcript is spliced from 4 exons.